Messenger RNA from Malania oleifera, 3064 nucleotides. Its product is annotated as exocyst complex component EXO84B-like. The record is from RefSeq and is a predicted model, not a curated record. Gene Ontology annotation, cellular component: exocyst. NCBI's taxonomy places the organism in Eukaryota, Viridiplantae, Streptophyta, Magnoliopsida, Santalales, Ximeniaceae. Gene Ontology annotation, biological process: Golgi to plasma membrane transport; exocytosis; intracellular protein localization. The transcript has 7 exons. Bases 428 to 2737 code for a protein of 769 amino acids.
GGCAGGUGAGCCAGACAGACCCAACCCUUUCCCACCACCACCAUGUCGUCCCGAUGUUUCCAACUUCCCUCUCUCUCUCUCUCUCUCUCUCUCUCUCUCUCUCUCAUAUUUUACAUUUUCCAAGUGUUAAAAGUCUGAAAACUAAUUAGAGAGAGAGAGAGAGAGAGUACUCGUGCUGACGAGCGAUCGAUCGAUCGAUCAUCUCCCAACAGCUCGCAUUAUCCGCUCUUCUUAAUUCUCUUCUCUGUUCGAAGCUUUUGCUUCAUUUCUCAUGGCAGUUUCUGGCCUUAGAUCUGCCGUCUAGGCCUCGAAUGGUUCUGAGGCAGGAGAACAAGAACACCCUUGCGUUCCUCAAUCCAAAUCCCUAAUUUUGUGGGCCGAUCUGAUCUUGUUUGAGCGGGGAGAGGGGCUCUAAUAUAGGGCGGCUAUGGCUUCGGUGAAGUCGUCGCGUUCAAGGUCCGCGGCUGUGAAGGAGAACGGCAUGAAGGUCGAGGAGAAUCUCAACGUUUUCAGGACCAAUACUUUCGAUGCCGACGGUUACGUGCAGUCUAAGUGUCACUCCCUCAACGAGAAGGAAAUAAGGCAAUUAUGCUCUUAUCUUUUGGAUUUGAAAAGAGCUUCUGCUGAGGAAAUGCGGAAAAGUGUUUAUGCUAAUUAUGCAGCCUUCAUACGCACAUCAAAAGAGAUAUCGGACUUAGAGGGGGAGCUUUCAUCCAUUAGAAACUUGCUGUCUACUCAGGCUGCUUUAAUUCAUGAUUUGGCUGAGGGGGUUAACAUUGAUUCCUCAUCUGUUGCCGUUUCUGAUGGUUCUGCUGCAAAUGGCUUUUCUAAUUCUGAAUUUACAGAACCUUCAGAUCUAGAGAAAUGGUUGGUAGAAUUCCCUGAUCUCCUAGAUGUUUUGUUAGCUGAGAGGAGAGUGGAUGAGGCUUUGGAAACCCUUGACGAAGGAGAACGUGUAGCUUCUGAAGCAAAAGAAAUGAAAACGUUGAACCCAGCUGUACUCAUUUCACUACAGACUGCAAUUACUGAACGUAGGCAAAAACUAGCUGAUCAGCUUGCUGAAGCAGCCUCCCAACCAUCUAUCCGUGGCGGUGAGCUUCGUGCAGCUAUUUCAGCUCUGAAGAAGCUUGGGGAUGGCCCUCGUGCUCACAGUUUGCUUCUCAAUGCACACUUCCAAAGAUUUCAGUAUAACUUGCAAAGCCUUCGCCCAUCAAGCACCUCAUAUGGAGGAGCAUACACUGCUGCCCUCUCACAACUUGUGUUCUCUGCCAUUGCCCAAGCGGCCAGUGAUUCUUCAGCUAUUUUUGGAAAGGAGCCUGCUUAUACAUCUGAACUUGUGAUGUGGGCUACAAAGCAAACUGAGGCCUUUGCACUUCUUGUUAAAAGACAUGCAUUGGCUUCGUCAGCAGCCGCUGGAGGAUUACGGGCCGCUGCAGAAUGUGUUCAAAUAGCUUUAGGCCAUUGCUCAUUGCUGGAAGCUCGUGGGUUGGCACUUUGUCCUGUUCUUUUAAAACUUUUUAGGCCAAGUGUAGAACAAGCACUAGAUGCUAAUUUAAAACGAAUUGAAGAGAGUACUGCUGCUCUAGCUGCUGCUGAUGAUUGGGUGCUUACAUAUCUUCCAACCAGUACACGUCAGUCUGGUAGGACUUCUAGUACAUCAUCCAUCGGUAAUCCAACUGCAUUUCAGCAUAAACUUUCAAGCAGUGCUCAUCGGUUCAGCUUGAUGGUUCAGGAUUUCUUUGAGGAUGUAGGACCACUUCUGAGUAUGCAGUUGGGAGGUCAAACGCUGGAAGGAUUGUUCCAGGUAUUCAAUUCAUAUGUGAAUAUGCUCAUAAAAGCGUUACCAGGUUCUAUGGAAGAAGAAGCUAACUUUGAGGGUUCUGGAAAUAAAAUUGUGCGAAUUGCUGAGACUGAAGAUCAGCAGAUUGCAUUACUAGCAAAUGCAUCAUUAUUAGCAGAUGAAUUACUCCCACGUGCAGCCAUGAAGCUUGUCCCCCCUAAUCAGGCUAGUUACAAGGAUGAGCCACGUAGAAGACAGACAGACAGGCAAAAUCGCCAUCCUGAGCAAAGAGAAUGGAAGAGGCGGCUUGUAAGCUCAGUUGACAGAUUAAAAGAUAGUUUUUGUCGACAACAUGCUCUUGAUCUCAUUUUCACUGAGGAUGGUGAUAGUCAUCUUACUGCAGACAUGUACAUAAACAUGGAUGGAAAUUUGGAUGAACUAGAAUGGUUUCCAUCUCCAAUAUUCCAGGAACUUUUUAUGAAACUCAAUCGGAUGGCUGGUAUAGCAGCUGAUAUGUUUGUAGGCAGGGAAAGAUUUGCUACAUUGCUAUUGAUGAGGCUCACAGAAACUGUGAUCUUGUGGCUUUCGGAAGACCAAAGCUUUUGGGAUGACAUUGAAGAAGGACCAAAGGCUUUAGGUCCUCUUGGUCUUCAGCAGUUCUACUUGGAUAUGAAAUUUGUUAUUUGCUUUGCAUCCCAAGGCCGUUACUUGUCUCGGAACCUGCAUCGAGUUGUCAAUGAGAUAAUAUCCAAAGCCAUGGCUGCAUUUGCUUCCACAGGGAUGGAUCCAUAUAGUGUAAUACAGGAAGAUGACUGGAUUACUGAGAUAUGUCAUGAUGCAAUGGAGAGAUUGAGUGGAAAACCCAAAGCCAUCAAUGGUGAUCGAGAUGUCAGUAGCCCGACUGCUUCUGUCUCAGCACAAUCAAUUUCAUCUGUUAGAUCGCACGGGAGUUCCUAAUGGACAAUUAUUUUCACCUUGUAAAUUAGAUGACAAAAAGAAUAUUCAUCGUGGAUAUUCUUGCAAAUUCAUGUAUUCAUAGCCUGGCUCUUUCUUUCUUUUUCUCUGUUUUUUUUAGGAGAUGUGGGAUGCGGGGCUGUCAAAUCUCCAAUCAUUUUUUUUUUUUUUAAGCAGAUGACUCUGGUUGUUUGUACCAUACGGGGUUAGGUAUUCUUUUAAUUCUCUGUAAAUGUGAAAUGCAUUAUUGAUUCUGAGUCCAGAUCUGUACCAUUCUUUGAUUAGUGUAUUUGAACCUUUUUGUCUAUUAGAAAAACGAGUUAUUAGAAA